CUACCUGGUACCGAUUAUCUCUAAACCCUCAAAAUGGCCAACUCAUGUGAUCCUCAAUUCUUUCCAAUGGGCAAAAUGGCCAACACAUGUGAUCCCCAGUUCUUUCAACCGGGCAAAAUGGCCAACUUAUUUGAUCCCCAAUUCUUUCAACCGGGAAAAACGGCCAACACAUGUGAUUCCCAAUUCUUUCAACCGGCAAGAGCUUUUACCAAACAAAAACUCUUAGAAGGUAGCCCAUCAUCCGACAAGAGCAGCUCUUCUACCACCAGAUCCCAAGACACGGAAUUCAUACCUAAAACUGCGACCAAGUUUGGUGGAGUCAUUCGAAUCGGACCGGGACUCUGGAAUAGCGUAUACCGUUUGAGCAGUAGGGGUGUUGAGUUUUGCCCUGAACAUGAAGCAAGUACAAUGCCUGCUCUCUCCUCAGACCAAAUGGCAGGUGUUCGAUUGCUUGAACAGCCAGAGUUGCUUUUGGCUUUGGGUAGUGCAGCCAAAUCAGUCGGCCCAUUAUAUAAAGGUUUAACUUGGAUUCAAACUGCCCAAUACAUCGGUGUAUUCGAGAAUAUCCACAUUGCAAUUUCUUGCAACCAUCAACCCAACACACGACACAUUGGAGAGAUUAUGAGUAUUGAUUUUGGGUGUGAAGUGGUCACCACUGAGGGCCCUUCAUCAUAUGCUUGCCCUGCAAAGGUCAUCCACAUUGAACCGUCUAUGGAUAUGAUCUUGAUGGCCAUCACCAGUUGGACAACACCCUGUCCCACAGCACUUACUCCAACCUCCAAUCAUAAACUCAGCAUCAAUGACACAGUUUAUGCAAUUGGCUACAAUCAAGUCCCAACAGCAGAAGACUUGCAACCUUUUAAAAAUUAUCAGACAUCAAUCUUCAAUCAAUCAUCCUUGGCAAUUGAAGAGGCCCGUCGGUGCUUGAAAUCGGAAUACCGAAUGGUUUCUGUUGGGAAUGUCAAAUUGGUUGAUGAAUCAAAAAAAAAGUUUCACAUUUCUGCUUCCCUUUGGUAUGGUUCAUCUGGCUCGCCUAUCUUUGCGCUAAGCGGGGGAUCCUUACAAAACAUUGGUUAUGUUAUUGGUGGGGAUGCUGCCAACCAGAAUGUUGCUCACUUCUACCUCCCGGUAUUAGAAGCAGUGAUUAAAGCUGCAGUUUCAAAAAACAGUUGGGUUUUACAACGUCGAGGAUAAACUGUAAUAGCUAUAUCCCAAUUUGGAUGAUGUUUCUUCUUUUUUUGUUCUCCAUUUUCAAGACAUUUUUGUUCAAAUUCAACUCAUCAUUUUUUGUGAGUAGAACAAACCCAAUCUCUUGCUCUUCUCGCAAAUGAAAUCAUCUUAACCUCUCUACUUGGUGG
Puccinia graminis f. sp. tritici CRL 75-36-700-3 is the source of this 1358-nucleotide messenger RNA. RefSeq lists its product as uncharacterized. The record is from RefSeq and is a predicted model, not a curated record. NCBI's taxonomy places the organism in Eukaryota, Fungi, Basidiomycota, Pucciniomycetes, Pucciniales, Pucciniaceae. The transcript is spliced from 5 exons. Bases 34 to 1194 code for a protein of 386 amino acids.